AUGGGUGAUCCGAGCUAUCUCCGCCUUGUACCCUCUUCUUCUGCCACCAUUCCCAUCGACUGGACUAAAGUCCCUGAAGCAUCCAAAAAAUUCCUCCUCGAAGGCUGGGGUACCGACUAUUCCGGGACAGAGACAGAUACCGAGUCUGACUCAGACUCCGAGCGAAUCAAAAGACGCCCACUCCCCGGGACCAUCAGCGACCUUGCGAAGAUGUUUGACGAAUCCAAAUUUUUUGGCUACAUGACACCUGAACUUUGCACACUCCUUCUCGACAUCAGCGAGUUUGGGCUCGUCAAACCCCGCCUUACUGAAACUGUAGGUCUUCCAGUAGGCCCGCACUUCUACAUGAAGUAUUUGUCCGAAAUUUGGUUCGUCCUUUUCGUGCCAGGGCAAAGGGAUGGGAUCACCGGCUACAGCCCGGAAAUACCAGACACUGGCAGGAUCAAAUUGCAUUUCUUGUGUUUAUUCAUGCGCCCCUUUGCCAAAUCACAUCCUCAAAUCUCCUUUACUCCAUCGACAGCCCUCAGUGAUUCAUCGUACACGUCGAUUUGUCUGCCUGGGAUUCGAUAUAACCUUCCUGCGUAUGGCGGGCGCUUGUACUCCAAUAUACUAACAAAAACACCAGCUCAAAGGAAAUUGAGUUCCUGUUUUGACCCGAGAGUCGGUGGCAUGAAUAAGGGUGGCUAA
Laccaria bicolor S238N-H82 is the source of this 687-nucleotide messenger RNA. RefSeq lists its product as uncharacterized. Lineage: Eukaryota; Fungi; Basidiomycota; Agaricomycetes; Agaricales; Hydnangiaceae. The record is from RefSeq and is a predicted model, not a curated record. The transcript has a single exon. Bases 1 to 687 code for a protein of 228 amino acids.